Adelges cooleyi (spruce gall adelgid) is the source of this 1138-nucleotide messenger RNA. Its product is annotated as carbonic anhydrase 2-like. Gene Ontology annotation, molecular function: carbonate dehydratase activity; zinc ion binding. Gene Ontology annotation, cellular component: cytoplasm. The coding region runs from base 95 to 1000 and encodes 301 amino acids. The transcript has 6 exons. The record is from RefSeq and is a predicted model, not a curated record. Lineage: Eukaryota; Metazoa; Arthropoda; Insecta; Hemiptera; Adelgidae.
ACGCAUGCGUUUGUUCAUUUAAAAUACACGCAAUUUAGUUUUUGCUAUUCAUUUUAGUUCGAAGAUUUUUACAACAUUAUUGCCAAUCGUUAAAAUGACUUACCCGAAUGUUCUGUUCGUUUACUCCAGUUAUAUUAUAUUUUGUUUAGUCGUUUUUGCGAAUUCCUCUGAUAAACAAAUACCACCGACAACAAUUCCUGACACUUUCGAAGACGAAUUCCUAAAAUUCGUUUGGCCUAAAAUACAAUGGCGUCCUGGUCAUAAAAUUCAAUCACCAGUAGAUAUACAGACUGAAAAUGCAACUUUUAUCCCACUUCCAGAGUUCCAACACGUUAACUACUGGGGCGUGGAAUCACUUUAUGUUAAUAUAACAAAUAAUGGCCACACUGUUCACGUUGAAUUGACCGAUGGAGAAAAAGAAUUUUUGGUACUUGGCAUUACAGGUGGGCCACUAUUUGACAACUUCUACGAAUUUGACCAAAUGCAUAUUCAUUGGGCAAAUGAUACUCACGGAAGUGAACAUACCCUCGAUGGAAAAAGUUAUGCUAUGGAAAUCCAUUUUGUACACUUUAAUUCAAAAUACAAUAAUGCCGAAGAAGCUAUGAAUUAUAUUGAUGGAUACUGCGUGCUUAGCUACUUUGGAGAGUUAUCCGAAGAAGAUGAUCCUGAAAUGGAAAACUUCAUCAGUGACUUACAAUUACUUAUUGAACCUUAUUCAUCAAUAAUAAGAAAAAUAGGAGAAGAAUUUCAAUUUUUAGAAAAAACAGCAUAUCUACAAGAAUAUUUUACAUAUCCAGGUUCAUUAACUACGACACCUUUCAGCGAAUGUGUAAUAUGGAUGGCUUUUAUCAACACAUUCAAAAUAUCCAAACGACAACUGGCAGCUUUUCGACAAUUGCGUUCAAGCGAAAAUCAUGCCUUAAUAAAUGGCAACGAUAGAGAUUUACAACCAUUUAACAAUCGACCAAUAAAGUGUAAUUUUAUUAAAGACGAAUUGUAAAAGCUUAAAUUAUAAUAUAAUAAGUAAUAACGUAUUCAUCUAAAUAAUUCAUAAUAUACUAACAUAAUAUUAACAUUGAGUACUAAUACAUUAUUAUAUACAUAAUAUUGUAAUACAAAUUUGAUUCAUUAACACAUA